AUUCUAACACACAGACAGGGAGUUAGUGUGUGCGGAUCUGUGGUGGAGAAGGUAUCUCAUUCCUCUCUAACAUCAUCUCCACUUUGCAUCUGUCUCUCUUAGUCUGCUUUUUUUCCACCGAUGUAACAGACCUGGAGCCAGCAAGACUCAGAGGGAAGGACUUAAUCAGGUUUAUGUGUCCAAAAGGUUAUGAAGACAGUAUGGAGUUUCCAGACCAUAGUAGACAUUUGCUGCAGUGUUUGAGCGAGCAGAGACAUCAGGGCUUUCUUUGUGACUGCACUGUUCUGGUGGGGGAUGCCCAGUUCCGAGCCCACCGAGCUGUACUGGCUUCAUGCAGCAUGUAUUUCCACCUCUUUUACAAGGACCAGCUGGACAAAAGAGACAUUGUUCAUCUGAACAGCGACAUUGUUACAGCCCCAGCUUUCGCUCUCCUGCUUGAAUUCAUGUAUGAAGGGAAACUCCAGUUCAAAGACUUGCCCAUUGAAGACGUGCUAGCAGCUGCCAGUUAUCUCCACAUGUAUGACAUUGUCAAAGUCUGCAAAAAGAAGCUGAAAGAGAAAGCCACCACAGAGGCAGACAGCACAAAAAAGGAAGAAGAUGCCUCAAGUUGUUCAGACAAAGUCGAGAGUCUCUCCGAUGGCAGCAGCCACAUGGCAGGUGAUUUGCCCAGUGAUGAAGAUGAAGGAGAAGAUGAAAAAUUGAACAUCCUGCCCAGCAAAAGGGACUUGGCGACUGAGCCUGGGAACAUGUGGAUGCGAUUGCCCUCAGACUCAGCGGGCAUCCCCCAGGCUGGCGGAGAGGCUGAGCCACACGCCACAGCAGCUGGAAAAACAGUAGCCAGCCCCUGCAGCUCAACAGAGUCUUUGUCCCAGAGGUCUGUCACCUCCGUGAGGGAUUCAGCAGAUGUUGACUGUGUGCUGGACCUGUCUGUCAAGUCCAGCCUUUCAGGAGUUGAAAAUCUGAACAGCUCUUAUUUCUCUUCACAGGACGUGCUGAGAAGCAACCUGGUGCAGGUGAAGGUGGAGAAAGAGGCUUCCUGUGAUGAGAGUGAUGUUGGCACUAAUGACUAUGACAUGGAACAUAGCACUGUGAAAGAAAGUGUGAGCACUAAUAACAGGGUACAGUAUGAGCCGGCCCAUCUGGCUCCGAUGAGGGAGGACUCGGUCUUGAGGGAGCUAGAUCGGGAGGACAAAGCAAGCGAUGAUGAAAUGAUGACCCCAGAGAACGAGCGAGUCCAGGUGGAAGGAAACAUGGACAGCAGUUUGCUUCCUUACGUCUCAAACAUACUGAGCCCUGCUGGCCAGAUCUUCAUGUGCCCUCUUUGCAACAAAGUCUUCCCCAGCCCCCACAUCCUGCAGAUCCACCUCAGUACGCACUUCCGCGAGCAGGAUGGCAUCCGCAGCAAGCCUGCGGCCGAUGUCAACGUACCAACAUGCUCCCUGUGUGGUAAGACUUUCUCUUGCAUGUAUACCCUGAAGCGCCACGAGAGGACUCACUCGGGGGAGAAGCCCUACACUUGCACCCAGUGUGGCAAGAGCUUCCAGUACUCCCACAACCUGAGCCGCCACGCCGUGGUGCACACUCGCGAGAAGCCUCACGCCUGCAAGUGGUGUGAGCGCAGGUUCACACAGUCCGGAGACCUGUACAGACACAUUCGGAAGUUCCACUGUGAGUUGGUGAACUCCUUGUCUGUUAAAAGUGAAGCACUGAGCUUACCUACUGUCAGAGACUGGACCUUAGAAGAUAGCUCUCAAGAACUUUGGAAAUAAUUUUAUAUUAUUAAUAAUAUAAAUAAUAUAUAUACAUAUAUAUAAAUAGAUCUAUAUAUAGUUGUGGUACGGUCUAAAAGCAGUCUUGUUUCCUUGAACUAAAAAGAUGGGAUAUUAACUUGUUUUUGCACUUUAGAAUAGCAUGAGAAUCUUACUAAUUUAGCAUUCUGAUAAAGAAACUUUAGCGCAAGUCAGAAAAUAGAGGUGUUUUCUUUUGUGGGGGUAAGGGAAGUAAGCCAAUAAGAACCUUUUAAACAAAUCAUCAUAUCACAACAUACUUUAGAUGGCUUAAUUUUGUUGACACUGCAUUGUCUUUGGAGCUCUUUUUUUUUCCCUCCCACAAUUUUUUUUUUUUUUUUUUUUUUAAAGUAGAAAUUCCCUCAAGUUUUAUCAGCCUCUUUGUAAGUCUCAAAUUGCAUGAAUCUUUUCUGGCUGUUGGAAACCUGAAUGCUUUUAGACCCAAAUGGAAAAUUUCUGAAAUGCUGGAUUAUCUAUUUUUAAACAAGCAGUUGACUUAAAACUUUCUGUGGCAACUUCUGUUUUUCUGACAGUUCCCAAUGAGAAAAAUUCUGCAAGUACACUGGGAUCACUGGGACACUGUCUUUGUGAAGGUUUGCUUGGGAUGAAAAAGGAUAUUGCAGCUUCAGCAGUGUUGAACUGUGUGUUUAAAAAUGUGAAUUACUGUUAUUGUAUACUGUAAUUGAUUACAUGGGCUGGGGGGGUGUCAAAGAACUUGACAGGUUGUGUUGAUGCUCUUAGUUGAGUCUUGAAAAGUAAAUAUUAACGCUACAGAAAUGCAUGAGUUUCAAUAUAUUUUUGUCUUUGUUUGCAUUGUAUAACUUUAACGAGUGAGUUUAAAAUUAUUUAAUUUCCUUAGAGAAAUAGCACCAUUUGGAAACUGGUGUUAUAAAGAACAUAAAUGCACUGUUUUUAUUUUAUUUUAUAUAAUUUAAAUUGACUUUCCCACUGUCUUUUAAGUUGAAACUGUUAAGCUGAAUAAAAACUUAAGCUGCAAAUUGAUAACUUCGCUACAUAACAAGGAAAAUAUAAAUGUUUACAAACGGCUUAAAGAUUUGCAUGUGCAGUGUGCAUUUAUAACGAACUCUUAAUUGCACAAAACCCAUGCCAGCUCAAAGUUUAGGUGUACACAUUUACCCAGUUGAGCAUUUUUAGAAUAACUACUGCACAAAUUGACAAUAGGUCAUUCUUUUUCUUGUUGUUGCUCCCCUUUUCUUUUUCUCCCCUUCUUCCUUCCCCUCCCUCAUCUCCCUCCACCCCCCACCCCCCACUCUUGAAAAGAUUCUAUGGACUGAAAAAGCCCCGGGCUGAAAGGACUGGACUGCCUUGAUUGACAUGGGGAAGGGGGUUAGUAGACUAUGUGUAUCGCAGCAGCAGAAGCUGCAGCCCAAUGUGUGGUUUAAUGACCAGCACACAGGGCAAAAGCAUUUUGCACAGUGUUUGUUUUCCUGUCUUGCACUUACAAAUAAGGUCUAUGGGAGUAGCAUGGAAAACGUUUGCUGUUUUUCCCUUUUUUUUUUUUAAAUUGCUUUUGUUUAAAAUUUGAUCGCCUUAACUACUGUAAACAUAGCCUAUUUUUGUGCUUAAGAUACUGAAUGGAAAACUCCAUUGUGUGUUGCUGGACUGUUUUGGAAAUAUUUGGUCAAAUGUGUGUUAAUUUGGCUGUAAUGGCAUUUAAAGCAAACAAACAAACAAAAAAAGCUGUGAAAAUGGCCUUGGAUCAUUAUCUUUAGUUACUUGAAGAGUUUCUAGUUUUUUUAAAAAUACAGUUUAUGUUAAGAUAAUUUUUAUUAAUUUAGAGAAGACAAUCAAUGUCUGUGAGAAAACGGACUUUCUUUUGGAUUUUCUUUUUGUGGUCAUUGUGAGUGAUUGCUUUUUCCUCUUAUUAGUUUCACAUUCUUCCUUUGUUCUAAAAACUUAGACUGACAUCUAGCUUUGACAAUCAUAGUAUGUUUUAUUUUCCUGAGGGGGGAAUAACUUAUAAUGCUGUUUAGUUUUGUACUAUUGGUGUGUUGGUGAAUUUUUAAACUGUGUGCUAACUGCAAUAAAUUAUAUGAACUGAGAA
Molecule: messenger RNA, 3852 nt
Organism: Orycteropus afer afer
Lineage: Eukaryota; Metazoa; Chordata; Mammalia; Tubulidentata; Orycteropodidae
Gene: ZBTB18
Product: zinc finger and BTB domain containing 18
Biological process (GO): regulation of transcription by RNA polymerase II
Cellular component (GO): nucleus
Molecular function (GO): RNA polymerase II cis-regulatory region sequence-specific DNA binding; DNA-binding transcription factor activity, RNA polymerase II-specific; protein binding
Source: RefSeq, a predicted model, not a curated record